Molecule: messenger RNA, 2115 nt
Organism: Arctia plantaginis
Lineage: Eukaryota; Metazoa; Arthropoda; Insecta; Lepidoptera; Erebidae
Source: the annotation of a GenBank genome assembly
AUGGCUGCGACAAGGAAAUUACAAGGUGAAAUAGACAGGUGUUUAAAAAAGGUAACAGAGGGUGUGGAGACAUUCGAUGACAUCUGGCAGAAAGUACACAAUGCGACGAACAGUAACCAAAAAGAGAAGUAUGAGGCAGACCUCAAGAAGGAGAUCAAAAAGCUUCAGAGGCUACGGGAUCAGAUCAAGUCGUGGAUCGCCUCCGGGGAGAUUAAGGAUAAGAGUACACUUUUAGAAUAUAGGAAACUAAUAGAAACACAAAUGGAAAGGUUUAAAGUUGUUGAGCGGGAGACGAAAACGAAGGCAUACUCGAAAGAGGGGCUGGGCGCCGCGCAAAAACUAGACCCUGCGCAAAAGGAACGCGAGGAGAUGUCCUCGUGGCUCAUCUCGUCUAUCGACGCACUUAAUUUACAAGUUGAUCAAUUUGAGUCUGAAAUAGAAUCGCUUCUAGUUGGUAAGAAGAAACGAUUGGACAAGGAGAAACAGGAUCGUAUGGAGGAGCUCAAAUGUAAGCUAGAGAAGCAUAGGUUCCACAUAAAAAAGCUAGAGACAUUGCUAAGAAUGCUUGACAACAUGUCCGUAGAAGUUGAACAGAUUAAAAGAAUAAAAGACGACGUGGAAUAUUAUAUAGACUCAUCACUGGAGCCGGGCUUCGAGGAGAACGAGUACAUAUAUGACGAUAUCCGCGGGCUAGACGAGAUCGAACUCAGCGGUGUCGGACUCCCGUCGUCAGCGACGACAGAUAGCAAUAAUAGCAAUGAUUCCGCGGGAUCACCUUCUAGUAUGCUCUCAGGUACAAGUCCAGUGACGUCACCGACAUUAGAGGUACACAAUCACUCGACAGACUCUAUAGACGUUGAAAAGAAAAAACGGGAAAAAGACGAAAUCAUAGCAAAACCGGUUAAACCUCUGCCGCUGCGCGCGGUGAACGCGAGUGCGGUCAGUAUCAGCACGUGUAACGUUAGUUCCUUGCUCAAUAACUCCGCAGCAUCCACCAAUAGUAUAAACAACACGGGAGUGUCGGGCGCAUCGACACCGAACAAACAGCCGCCGCCGCCUAGUCCGCCACACCACCAUGUCAGACAACCUAACAACAUCGCCAACACUAUGACAUGGCUCGCCGCUCAGUCGCUAGGCUGUAUUCGACGAUAUCUGUGCCUAACUUUAGAAUUAUUUAAGGAAAAAAACUUGAUAAACAAUGGUUUCGCGCGGCAAUGUAGGAUAAACAUGGACGAUGAAGUAGUGGAGAAUGGUCCGGUGUCGACAACCCCCGCGCACACAGCAACGCAUCUACCGCCCGCGCCAACGCUACCACCUCCAACGUCAAAAAGUUCGUCGGUCCCACUCGGAUCUUCAACGAGUGCGAGUGAAACGGCGCCGUCGCCGCUCACCGUCAACGGUCCGAGCCAACCCCCGCCGCAUCACACACCACAACAUGUCGCCAACAACGGGCGAGUGAGCGAGUCGUCGAGCACGGCCACGCUCAGCGCGAGCAGCGCCGGCAGCGCGGGGCCGGGCGCGGGCACCGCCUCGCUCAAGAGCAUGGCGCAGGAAGCCGUGCAGCGAGCGGGACUCGACACCCUGCACCCACAGAACUUAAGACGAGGGGCAGCACUAGCGCAAGCGCACAUUCCUCCAUUAUUAGGCGUCGCGCCGCUAGGUCCUUUACCACUUAAUUCGGAGCACCAGCUACAAUUCCAAAUGCUGGAGUCUUCGUUCUACCACAUGCCACACCCGUCCGAUUCAGAAAGAACGAGGGUAUACCUACCGAGAAAUAUAUGCCAGACGCCUAUUUAUUAUAAUCAGGUGUUGUUACCCCACUCAGACUCAGUAGAGUUCUUCCAGAGGUUAUCGACGGAGACGCUGUUCUUCGUGUUCUACUACAUGGAAGGGACGAAAGCGCAGUACCUAGCCGCCAAAGCGCUUAAGAAACAAAGCUGGCGGUUCCACACCAAGUACAUGAUGUGGUUUCAGAGGCAUGAAGAGCCCAAAGUUAUCAACGAAGAGUAUGAACAGGGCACAUAUAUUUACUUCGACUACGAGAAGUGGGGUCAGCGCAAAAAGGAAGGCUUCACUUUCGAGUAUAAGUACUUAGAGGACCGUGACUUGAACUGA